Messenger RNA from Onthophagus taurus, 1463 nucleotides. RefSeq lists its product as uncharacterized. The record is from RefSeq and is a predicted model, not a curated record. NCBI's taxonomy places the organism in Eukaryota, Metazoa, Arthropoda, Insecta, Coleoptera, Scarabaeidae.
AGAAUAAUUGUGACAAACAUGUUAUUUAUAUAAAUAUUUAAUUCUUUUUAUUUAUUCGUACUUGCAGAAAAACUGUUUCCCAUAAUGUAACCACAGACCGUUCGUUAGAUGAGAUUUCUGUUGAUUUAGGAAUGGAAGAACCACAAUCACAAGCAGUACACUUUCAAAACUUUACUGGUAGAAGAAUAAUUGAAUCUAUUUUUACAAUUAAAUGUCAAAUGUGCGGAAUGGAAUCUGAAGUACACACAAAUGGCAAUAAAGACGAAUUAAAUGUGAAUACUUCAGCAGUAAUCGGAAUAGUGUCAAUUGGUGCAGGAUAUUCCCAGCUGAAAGAUUUUUUUUCUAUGUUAAAUAUUCCUAAUAUGACGCAGCGUCGAUAUAACAAUAUUCAUACAAACUUACUAGAGGUAGUUGAAACUGUUGUUUCAAAACAAUUAAAGGACGCCGGAGAAGAGGAAGUUGCCAUUGCAAAAGGAAAGGGUGAUGUAGAUGAUCAUGGCGUUGCUCUUGUUAGUGUUGUGUCCGAUGGUGCCUGGUCAAAGCGUUCAUAUCGAACGAAUUAUAACGCAGCAUCAGGCGUGGGUGUGAUCAUAGGAGAAGCAACAAAAAAAAUUCUGCACAUAGGAGUACGCAAUAGAUAUUGCAGGAUUUGCACAGAACAUUCUACCAACCGACGUACACACAAAUGUUUUAAAAAUUGGUCUGGCCCAUCCACCGCAAUGGAAUCGGACAUUAUUCUUGAGGGAUUCCAACAUAGCGUGGGUGUACAUGGCCUGAAAUAUAUAAAAUUAAUAGGUGACGGGGACAGUAGUGUCACAAAAAAGUUAAAUUCCGUUAAACCCUAUGGGACAUGUUUAAUAGAAAAAGUAGAAUGCAUCAAUCAUUUAUUACGGAAUUUUAGCAAUAAAUUGGUUGAACUUUCUAAAAAAGUGCGUAGCACUAGUGGAAAAUUCGUUCCACUACAACUUCGUAGAAAGCUAUCCACCAGUGUAUUAAGAUUUCGGGUAGCUAUAAAAAAAUCUGCCGAAUAUAGAAAUGGACAAAAUGUUCCAUAUGAACAAAAACUUUUAUUAUUUCAAAAAGAUUUAUCAAAUAUUCAAUCCCAUAUAUUUGGAGACCACCAAAACUGUGCCCAAUACUUUUGUAAUAAAGUAAAUGGCGUAGAUAAUAUAUUUGCAAACGUAAAGGAAUGCGGUUUAGAAGCAGAUAUCAACACCUGUUUGCAACGAAUUAUAUCUAAUUCUUCAUCCUGUUUGCUGAAUAAAAAUAAUAAUAGCGCCGAGGAGUUCAAUAGUUUAGUAAAUAAAUUUAUUGGUGAUCAAUUUCUCUUUAGGGGGAUUCCAGCAACUACGGUGCCACAUUGCAGCAAUUCUGUUCAAUUGUCGAGAGCAUUAUUUAAAGAAAAUUGCAGAAAAUAUGGGAAAGAAAUUAGGACACUACACUGAAAAGUGUUGUGAACAAAA